AUGCAAUCCAACGUGCGAGUAGAGGAGGUUUGUGUUAGUAUUCGUGAAAAGUUGAAUGGUCCCUCCCCUUCACAAUCUAAGUGUUGUAUAUUUAGAGUACAUGGCGAAUUACGCAAUGUGAAUAAAACGGCUUAUGAACCAAAGAUUAUUGCAAUUGGUCCUUAUCAUCGUAGUACAAUUACACUACAGGCAACGAAUAAAUACAAGUUGCACUAUUUUCAAUUACUUCUCGAACAAAAAAAAGAGAUCACUGUGGAGAAAUAUGUGGAUGCUAUGAGGUUAUUAGAAGAAGAUACUCGUAAGUGUUAUGGAGAACCCAUAGGCGUGAACGAAAAUGAAUUGGUUGAAAUGAUGAACGAAAAUGAAUUGGUUGAAAUGAUGGUACUGGAUGGUUGCUUCAUCAUUGAAUUGAUCCGAAAGUUUGUGGAUUCUAGUUUGAGAGACGAGCAUGAUCCUAUUUUUCCAAUGGACUGGAUUGUUAACAGCUUGCAACGUGACUUGAUGUUGUUCGAAAACCAGCUUCCAUUCUUUGUUCUUCGCAAGUUGUUCUACAUGAUUGAUGCAAAACCUGAUGACAGCAGGUUCAUUAAUCUGGCCUUGGAUUUUUUCCGCGAUCUUCUACCAGUUCAUAGAAAAAGUAUUGAAGGAAGUUCACCAAAAAAUGCUAAGCAUUUGCUCGGGUUAAUACACAGUUACUGGCUUCCUUCAUUUGCAGGAAACGUCACAAGUGAAAAAUUCGCGGCCAACAAUAAAAAUUGUCAGUCCAUUCAUUGUGCAACAGAGCUUAGAGAGGCCGGUAUUCAGUUUGUGAAGAAUGAAGAAUGUAGUUUGUUUGAUAUCAAGUUUGAAAAUGGAGUUAUACACAUGCUUCCUUUAAUCAUCGAAGACAGAACAGAAACGUUGUUCAGAAAUCUCAUUGCAUACGAGCAGUAUGGUAAAGACGAAGAUUUCAAAUAUUAUGUCACCAACUAUGUGGAAUUCCUGGAUAACCUCAUUGACUCUUCAAACGAUGUUGGCAUACUUUGUCGCCGGAAAAUUAUUGAGAAUUGGUUAGGUGAUGAUGAAGUGGUUUCCAACAUAUUUAACAAGAUUACCGAUGCUGUCACAAGGACAAACAACGACUUCCAUUAUGCUGAAAUCUUCGCUAAAGUGAACAUUCAUUGCAACAAACGCAGGAAUCGAUGGAUUGCCAAAUUGAGGCGAAACUACUUGAAUAGUCCUUGGGGAAUUAUUUCAAUUGCUGCUGGCUUCAUACUACUUCUACUCACUUUCACACAGACUUUCUUUACUGUUGUUCCUAAAUGGGCAUUAGACUAG
This is a messenger RNA of Ilex paraguariensis (yerba mate), 1317 nucleotides long. The record is from the annotation of a GenBank genome assembly. NCBI's taxonomy places the organism in Eukaryota, Viridiplantae, Streptophyta, Magnoliopsida, Aquifoliales, Aquifoliaceae.